Amphiprion ocellaris (clown anemonefish) is the source of this 5318-nucleotide messenger RNA. It is a transcript of the gene anp32e, whose product is annotated as acidic (leucine-rich) nuclear phosphoprotein 32 family, member E. Gene Ontology annotation, molecular function: histone binding; phosphatase inhibitor activity. The record is from RefSeq and is a predicted model, not a curated record. Gene Ontology annotation, biological process: regulation of apoptotic process. The transcript has 7 exons. Gene Ontology annotation, cellular component: nucleus. Bases 111 to 854 code for a protein of 247 amino acids. NCBI's taxonomy places the organism in Eukaryota, Metazoa, Chordata, Actinopteri, Pomacentridae.
AUCAGUAGGCAGACUGCGGCCAGUAGAGGAGGGCAGCUAGCGCUCUGAUCCCCGGGACUUUCUCAACUGUUUACCGCCUGCUUCUCCACCACCACACCGGCUGCUUCACCAUGGACAUGAAGAAGAGGAUCACCUUAGAGCUGCGGAACCGGAGCCCGGCAGAGAUAGCAGAGCUAGUGGUGGACAACAGUCGCUCUGCAGACGGGGAGGUCGAAGGUCUGACGGACGAGUUCACGGAGCUGGAGUUCCUCAGUAUGGUCAACGUGGGUCUGAGCUCGCUGGCUAAGCUGCCCUCACUUCCCAAACUACGCAAGCUGGAGCUCAGCGACAACAACCUGUCGGGUUCUCUGGAGACUCUGUCGGAGAAGUGUCCCAACCUGACCUACCUCAACCUGAGCGGGAACAAGAUCAAAGAGCUGAGCACCGUGGAGGCUCUGCAAAACCUGAAGAGCCUGCAGAGUCUGGACCUGUUCAACUGUGAGAUCACGUCUCUGGAGGACUACAGGGAGAGCGUGUUCGAGCUGCUGCCUCAGGUCACCUACCUGGACGGCUUCGACCAGGAGGACAACGAGGCGCCAGACUCUGAGGCCGACGAUGAAGACGAGGACGGCGAGGACGGGGCGGGGCCGACCGGAGAUUACGAUGAAGACGAUGAUGAAGAGGAGGAUGAGGACGGCUCAGAGGGAGGAGAGGUGGGGCUGAGCUUUCAGGUGAACCGGGGCGAUCAGGACGAGGACGAGGAAGACUAUGCAGAGGAGGAGGAGGAAGAGGAUGCGGCGGGCGUUCAGGGACAGAAGAGGAAGAGGGACGUGGACGACGAGGGCGAGGAAGACGACGACGACGAGGACGACUAGUCCUCCAGCCGAGCGUUGUCUGUGUGUCGUCCUGUCCCGUUUCUGUCCGUCUCAGUCCACCUCCGGACCCGACCUCCGCCAGACAGCAACCACGGCAACCACGGCGCUGCGACCCGAGAUAGUUGGUUUCAGUUUGUAAUAGAAUCACGUGUUUAUUUUUAGAUGAUAUAUGAGAUUUACAGAGAAAGAUUUUAUCUGAACUCCUCACGUUUCCCUUUAAAACCUGGUUCAGGAUCAAAGCUUGUGUCUGCCUCCUCUCCACAUCCUGGACUCUGGUCCUCGUCUCAACGUCUCGCUGGACGGCUGAAGUCCGGCCGCAGUUUUCUGGUUCCUGACUGGAUUUCGGUGUGAUUUUGGCUCCUGCUUGUCCUCCCAGAAACGGGGAGAUUUCUUUCACAGCUUCAGGGACAGCAGCUCUUCUCCUACUGGCACUAAAGGACCUUCUGAUGUAGAUUUGUGCUUAAGUCCAGUGCAGAUUCGAGAUCCGUUCGUCCCACAGAUGCGCCUUUAAAUCAGAGACGAAAAAUGCUGAUCGCUGCACAUGAUUUAUUUUAUUUAACAUGAUCACUGCACAUGCACAUAAAAUUGCAAGUAGCUCAUCAAAUGGAAGAAAAACUAACUGUUUCCAUGUGAAUCGUGUCGUGCAGCCUCUUCACAGCAACAUGGAAAAACUUAAACCCUAUAUGACAGCAGCAGCUACACUUUAGGAGCAACUUAACUCCUGCACUCAGGAAUUAAAUUGAUAUUCAUUAAAAAUCCAACAAAACUUCAAAACAUAUUGAAAUCUUCCAUGUUUCCUUGCAGCAUGUAGCUAAAAAUAGUUUGUACAGAUGCUUUUUAAACAGCUGGCAGUGUCUGAAUCAUAUGCUGGUGUUCAGAGACAGUGCAUCACCUAGAAAUUUCUCAUUUUUACCCCUUCCACUCACCUCUUAUUUUGGAGCAAAGAGGCCUAAACUAACAAACUUGAUUUAAAAAGGCUGCAGCUUCUCAACCACUCACUGUUACGUGAAAACACGCCUGCAAAUGUUUCUGGAGUGAAACCUGGAGGAGAUGCAGGAACAGAGCACGAAACCUUUAAAGAAGCAGAUUUUUGUCCACCUAAAGUAAAAACAUAUUUGUCCCUGUAAAUAAUUAAUUUGCAACCCUGUAAAUCAUGUAAGAGCUGCUUGUAGAGCUGCAAGCCACAGCUAAUGUAAUAUUACAUCAUCACCGACGUCUGUUUUUAUCUGGUGCAGCCUGUAAGAAAUCUUGUUUGAGGUUAUUCUGAUGAUAAUUAGAUUUUAAAGCCUGAUGCACUUUGUCUGAACAUCUGUGUAGUUCAGCUGUGGAGUCGAUUUAAAGCUAACAGAGACUCUUUGUCCUGCUCAGGCCGUUCACUUUAACCCUCUGAACUCCAAGCGGGUUCUGGGCGUUUUAAGCUCCUGUCACAUUUUUACUCACUGUGGGCUCAUUCAUCAAUACUGGAAUAUAACUGGAGACUUCACACACUGUAGAUAUUUUACUACUAAGAUUUUUAAUUUGUCUCCUCUCUGCUCUGUGUAAACACAGCCUGCAGUUCAGCUGAGGAAAAUGAAUUUUUGCCAUGUGAAGCGGAGUCACUAAUGGCUUCAUGGUUGUGCCAUGGAGUGCAGAUAUUUUUUAGGUUUUACAAACUGGUCUGAGAAAAUUUAUUUUUGACAAAUUUUUAAUUGGGAUGUGUAAAGGGAUUUUAAUAAAAUAUUGGUAAAGUUUUCUGACUCAAAAGCACAUCACAGAUGAGUACUUCAAGGAAUGUUGGAAAGUUGAAAAUCCAACAUUUUAGUUUUUACAGUUUAUGGUAAAUAAAUUGUGUCAUUUGGCAACUUUUUUUUUUUUUUUUUAAAGACAACGUUCUGUUAAACCCGCCGGCGGGUUUUGGGGUUCAGAGGUUUAAACAGCAGAGAGCUCUAAUUACACGUUUCUAAUAAAAUGAAAACAAAAAUGACAAUCUACAAAGCUUCAUCAGUCAUAUAGUCGGUGGGAGUGCCGCCUGGGACGACACGUGUCUCGUAGUCUGCACUGGGUUUUAUUUAUUUUCUUCCUGCAAGCUGGAACCAUCAAAGUGUGCAGUCGUCCCCUGAACACGGAGCUUCACCUGCAGCAGAAACGUCUCCUCUGGAUCUUCUUUUUCCCUCCAGCUUGUUACUGUUCGGCAUCAGAGACGGUUCUGCAGGAAAAGGACGUGAACACGUUCUCAGGAGCCUCAGACAGGACAGACCAUCCACACCGAAUCUGAUCCUCGACCUUCGAACAGAGCAGAGAACAAGAAGCCGCUUUGUCCUGCAGCCAUAUCAGAGUGAGCGGAGCGGAGAGGAGAGGAGAGCGCCCCCUUCAGGACCGCACAGCCAGUCAGGGAUGUUCACUCGGCCCCGUCACAGUUAGAGAUAUGCAGACCUGCUGUAGCUCAGGUCCACAUAGGAGAUCCUAGUGAUGAUCAUAUUCCCAGUGUGUGUUUGAUUUGUUGUAGGGGGGAGAUAAGGGGGGCGGGUGGGAGGAAUAUUUAGUUCUGAUGUGUUUUUUCUUUUUGUGUUACUGAUCAGCAGCUGUUGAUGUUUUUAGUUUGUUGUAAAACGGAGCGGCUCGUCCUCAAACUGCCCAUCCCUGCGUGAUGAUCACACCGCCGCCGUGUCGAACUUCAGGCUCCGCCUCCACCAAAACCACACCAAGUUUGACCUGAACUUGCUAAAGGUGUUUCAUGUGUGGUGCGUUCAGGCGUUCCCCAUCACAAUCAGAAAACAAACAAAUAUUAAGAAAUGUCCCGAAACAGCUACGUUUAAAUUGAGCCGGCUUUAUUUAUGCUUGUUGAUGUUUAGUGACUUUUUUUUUCCAGCGUUUGUUGCUGCAGGUUUACUUCCUGAUUCACCUGUGAGCCACAACACCUGAACUCAAACGCCUCAGACGGUCCCACCGUUUUGAGUGUUGAAGUAAACAGGUUGCUUUUCAUGAUGCUACCUUCUGCUUCCUAUUUCCUCCUGGAAAUCGUUCCCCCUCCGCCAUCAUGGAGGAUUUUCCUGUGACUUUAAUGCACCUUGAGGAGAUGAGGAAGCUUCAGGAGGAGCUCAGAGAUGACGCUCAUUUCUCAUUUGGCAGCUUCGGCUCGUCCGUCCUCACAUCACUUCUUUACAUCUCAGCUUUUCUUAGCAUCGUGAAAAGCAGCCCCAGUGUUUGUCUUGGUAGGAGGCGGAGCCUGAAACAGGACACACCUGUCACAUCUGAUUCAGGUGUCGCUGCUCUCUGCAGCUUUUAACUCUACUUCCUCCAGCUGCGUUAACAAGGACCAAACCCGACCUGGCAGGAAUGAAACGAAUCAUUCAGAUAUUUAAUCCUUUACGAGCACAGACAGAAUGAUUAUGAGUCCAUCAGCAAUCUGAAGAUGCUUUUAUCUGUUCGUUUGUGUCCUGAAGUGUUCUGUUUGGUCCUGAUGAAGCAGCUAAUCUGACUUUGAACUAACUGCUGUAAACUUUUAGCUUUUCUUGCAUUUACACUCCUAGAAACAACACGUCUGUUUAAAAACACCUGCUCUAAUCAAAUACUGUUUUUAUAAGAUUCAGCAAAUAUCUCCUCAUGGGCCACUAGCUGUUCCUUCUGUGCAUGCUGAAAAUAAAACCCAGUGUUCAUACACAGCCUUGGCUCUGUUAAUUAGAGACAAAGUGGGACAGAUCCACCAAACGGCAGCGAGGCUCAGCUGUGAAAACGACACAUGAAAAGUUUCCAAUGUGUCGACAAGAUUCUCAAAAUGUCCUUGAAGCUGCGAGUUAUUUAUACGUAAUCCGGCAAUAUCAUGUUACCAACAGCUGCCAAUCUUAACUCUCUGGUUAGUUGUCAGUUUAAGAAGUUUUUCUAAAUUCAAGGUACCUUUUAGGAAAUAAACUUAAUUUAAAUGUUUGAAUAAGUAACCAGCUGACUCAAAUACAUUCGCUGGUUUGAAGUAACUCAAAAAUCUGUUCAAUAAACUGAAUCCCACCACCAUGAGUACAAAAAUAUUCACAAAGGCCAGCCUAGAAGAGACUAAAUGAUCAAUUAGUUAAUUUAAAAACUAUUUGGCAGAUGAAUUGAGUUGUUUGUGGGUGACGGUUCAUGAACCAUGAAUAAUGAUAGCUUAGAAGAACCUGGUGUGUGUUUAAACUGGUGUUGUUUUGGGGAGUGUAAAGGUCAAAGGUCACGUCUGUCGGACCUGCUGAGGUCAGGGUCGACUCCGGUUUUUAAGGCAAUAUUGUAAAUAGACUCUGGGCUCAGCUUCAGGUUGGCUUUUAUUUUUGAAAACAUGUUUGUUUCCUGCAGCGAGGUGGUAGUUGACCCCGUCUCCGACCUCUGACCCGGCUCCUCCGUCAGCUGUUACUCCCCUCCGUCGUCCCGUCUGUGGGGAAAAACUGUGUUUGACUUUUUGUGGUGUAACAAAAAAACAUGUCGAGGGUUUUGAAUAAAAAAUACAAAAGGAAAACUGCA